Molecule: messenger RNA, 6206 nt
Organism: Nasonia vitripennis (jewel wasp)
Lineage: Eukaryota; Metazoa; Arthropoda; Insecta; Hymenoptera; Pteromalidae
Gene: Mkp3
Product: dual specificity protein phosphatase Mpk3
Exons: 4
Coding region: 1193-2440 (415 amino acids)
Biological process (GO): negative regulation of MAPK cascade; protein dephosphorylation
Cellular component (GO): cytoplasm; cytosol
Molecular function (GO): MAP kinase tyrosine/serine/threonine phosphatase activity; protein tyrosine/threonine phosphatase activity
Source: RefSeq, a predicted model, not a curated record
CUAGGCGCGUAUAUACCUGCUUCGUAUACUUUUAAAUGCCUGCCGCUGCAGCACGGAAAAACGUCUAUCUGCGCUUAUCGGCCGUGGAGUUUUUUAAAAGCCAAGAACCUCGUCUACGCGUGCAGCGGAGAGUCGAAAAAUCUGCAGCUAUAACGACGCGACACGAAAACGUCCGCGCGCGGAGACGAAAGGCGUGGCUCUGCCUCUGCGCAGAGAGGAAGCGCGAGUGUACGAGAGAGAAAGAGAAGCGUGAGUAUGUGUAGGCGCGCGAGAGCGUCCAUUCGUCGAAGCGAGACGGAGCUAUAGCCCGUGUACAGAGCCGAGAGCUGCUGCUGCUGCUGCCUUCAGUCGCUCUACACUGGCUGCUCCUGAGUGUCGUGUGUCCGCGCGAGAACUGCUGCUCUGUGUGCGCACUGAACACUCGUCGUCGCGAACCUCGACAGGAGCAGCGGCUUUUUUCUUUUUUUUUUUUCGACUCUGACGUCGCAGUCGUUCUGCAGAGCCUCGCUCUGUUCGUUGUUGUGCGCGCUUGUACUGCACCUUUGUGUGACAGCUAUAGACGAUUGAUAGAGACACGUAUAUAUAUAUAUGUGUGUGCGGAGUGCGUGUGCGCGUUCGCGGCGCCGAUGAAUGAAAAAGAAGAACGGACGCCGAGGAGAAUCGCUUCGCCCGCGAGCUGCUGCUGUGCACUGCUGGCUUAUCGGCGGAGUUGAGUCGGAAAAACGUGUCGCAUAGCGGAUCGAUAAGCCUGUAUCGCGGAGACUAUGCCAAAAUCAUCGCUAUCAGCAGCCUCGUCGUCGAAGAGUACAACAGGCAGCAUCCGAGAGAGCUGAGGGAAAAAGAGAGAGAGAGAGAGGGACGGACGCUGCGGAGAAGAGAAGAAGCAGCAGCAGCAGCAGCGGAGGAAGAAGAGAGAGAGAGAGAGAGAGAGAAAGAGCGUAGGUAGAGAGCGAGCGAGUUGCACUGUCCUCCCCCUUCUCCCUCUCGAUGCUGCAGCAGCAGCGCGCGUUAAUGAGCACAGAGCAGCAGUAGCUACUCUCGGUACUGGAUGGCAGCGUCGUGACUGACUGUGUGCGCGUUUCCCCCGAGAUCGAUCGGCUCCUCGCGCGCUACUUCACAGCGUGUACUAUACACGCAUACUCUCGUUCUUCGUGCAUCCACACACACACACACACACACACGUACGUACAAGAUGCCGGCUGACGAGGGACAAGAGUCUACUGGUCUCGUGAGCAGCGACUGGCUGUUCAAGGAGCUCCGCUGCCAGGGCCCGUCGCAGACGACCACGAGGCUCCUGGUGCUCGACUGUCGCGGUGGCGGCGAGUACGCCGAGAGCCACAUCAGGGGCUCCGUAGCUCUGGCGAUACCGAGCAUCAUGCUCAGGAGACUAGCCGCGGGCAAGGUCGAGCUGCUCUCGACCAUCAAGUGCCUGGAGCUCAGGUCACGCGUCGAGAUGCUGCUCGGGGUCAGCGAGGAGGAGAGCUGCGCCGACAAGAAGGGCUGCUUCGUCCUCGUGGGCGAUUCCACCGAACCUGCCGGACACCAGGGAGAGACAAUUCACGUACUCGCCAGGAGACUCAGGAGCUGCGGCGGAUGCGUCGCUACGCUGCAAGGUGGAUUCGCGGCCUUCAGAGACAGAUACCCGGAGUGGUGCGAAGGCAGUCAAAACUGUACCGAGGGACCGAUAAACCCGGACACGAACGAGGGCGAACUCAUGGGACUCAGGUCACUGCGGAUAUCCACGCCGCCCACGAGGGCCUAUUCCGACUCGGAUAGCGACAGCACCUGCGAUUCCAUUGGCCCGGAGGAGGACAAGGACUUCCCAGUGGAGAUCCUGCCGCACCUGUACCUCGGCAACGCGGCCAACAGCGAAGACAGCGAGGCGCUGGCCCGCCACAGGAUACAGUACAUCCUCAACGUCACGCCGGACCUGCCGAACGUCUUCGAGAGCGCCGGCUCAAUCAAGUACAUGCAGAUACCCAUAAGCGAUCACUGGAGCCAGAACCUUGCGAGCUUCUUCCCACAAGCCAUACAAUUCAUCGAGGAGGCGCGCAACUCGGACAAAGGUGUGCUGGUGCACUGUCUCGCGGGCAUAUCACGCUCCGUGACCAUAACCGUCGCCUACCUCAUGCACAAGUGCAGCUUGAGCCUGAACGACGCGUUCAACCUGGUGCGCAGCCGCAAGUCCAACAUAGCGCCCAACUUUCACUUUAUGGAGCAGCUGCACAGCUUCGAGCGCGAGCUGAGGGAUCACCGCGAUCGCAGCGCCGGCAGCGCAAAAAGCUCGGCCGGCCCGGAGCAGCGCUGCAUCGGCGCCUGCCGACCCGGUGGUCCAUGCUCCUGUCCCGCGACGAGCUUCCUCAGUCCCAUCGAUUUAGGCCUCAGCCCCGACUCGGGCAUCGAAUUCGACAGGUGGGCCGCAAGCACUCCCGCCGAAUGAGACGGGCCCGGGGGGACCCAGUACAAGUUCUAAACACGAGGUCACCCCCGCUCAUCGUGCGACACUACACCGACACACACACACACACAUAAUAUACUUAUUAUAUUAUACACAGAAACAAACACGUACGCGUAUAAACGCUGUCAUGCGAUGUCCACGAUGUAUAACACGAUUAAUAUUAUAUCAAUAUUAUUAUCAUUAUUGUUUUAUCAUAAUACGUAUAUGAGAGGCUCAGACGCUUAGGAUUUUCAAAAAAAAAAAAAAACGAGCUACAUAUGUACAGCACUGUGAUUCGAAUUUCGUUUUUCUCUCUUAGCUUUUACAUUAGACUUUUGGAAGAGGCUCUUUAAGCGUACGCAGAUGAGCUUCGAUCGAAGAACUCGUCUCGUAUUCGCGUAUACGCUGGAGAUUUCUCGUUAAUGCUCUGCAACGUAGUGCUUUUUAGUUGAUUUUAAUACACAGAUUGGUUUAGUUUUGAAACUGUGCUGGUGUUGUCGACGUUCUCCAAUUGACAACGAUUCCAUAACUCACGAAUGCACCAGAAUGUGCGUCGUGAAAACUUCGUUUCGAAUCAUUUCAGGGUAACCCAGUCUAAUUAAAACUUAGUUGGCUUAGGUUUAACGUACUUUUUUCAUGUUUUAACCGCUUCGGAGUCUCCAGAGACGCAUUUUUAACAAUCUUAAAUGAACAAACUACGGAAAUUCGUGCAGUCAUUUGAAUCCGAAUGAUACCUAUCCUCACUGGCAAAGAAAAUUAUUUUCUACGUAUAUACCUUAGCAGGUAUGAAUUUUCAGACAAAAUUGUCAAGAUUUUUUUACAGCUGUCCAAAACUUCGAAGAGUUUUCGCAUUUUUUUUACAUGAAAAUUAAAAUUUUUCCACACUUUUGAGAAAUUUUUCACAAUUUUUCACAAAUUUUUCACAGAAGUAUUUCCAUGAAUGUGUAGAUGCUGUAUUUUUGAAUAUUUGUUUUUAAAUGAUGAAAGUGCGUUGAGGAUAUAGGAUAUAUAAAAAUCGCCUCUCCAUAAAAUAAUUUCUAUCGCUCAAAGAUUUUUUUAGCGCACGCGCAAUUCGCACAAAUACUUACAAUUAUUUGUUUCAUUAAACUGUACAUUUUGAUCGCUCCAAUUUCGAUCGACCUGGUUUUAGCCAUCUGAUGCACAAACGAUAAUUAGAAGUUUAUUUAUUGUAACAUUGGUUUUACAGCGCGUACAAUUAAUUGUUACAAUCAUGAAGGGUCGAUAGUUUUCAAUAAUGAUUCAUGAAUUAUUAUAUGGAAUUAAUUAUUUUUAUCUUUAAGGUCAAUCUAUUAUAUCACGAUGACGUCAACAAUAAAUUGACCUUGAUGACUGAAAUAGAUAGAUCAAUUAAUUUUAUAUACUAACGAGGUUAAUAGAUGAUUUUUUUAUUAUAUUAAAGGAUUUUAUGAUUUCAUCUAUUACAAAUUAACUAAAAAUCAUCGUGCUUUUAAAAAUACGUAAUAGAGUUUACACGAACUUGGAAUGAUUCUUCCACGAGAACUUGUGAUAUACCAACAGUUGUUUACAAACCAAGACGUUUAAUUUGUUUUACUGAACGAAAAUGUUUAUGCAGGGGCGUUUUUUAUUCUGAUAGUUAUAUAAUCGAAACUUAAUUCGAGUAUGAAUUACUCUUAAGAACGGCAUUCAUACGUGUCAAAUGUAACGCGAGUGUAAAGGGGCAUCGUCCACAACAUUUUUUUAAUUGUGUCAAGUAUAAAUAUAGAAGUAACGGAGAGAAUAAGAAACGAGAUUUUUGAUGACUGAAUCCAGUUUCGUCAAAUGCAAGUACCUACAUAAGCCUCCAGUUUUUCAGUCUUUCUCUAUUGAGUUUAUCUUCCUUUGCAUUUCAAGUAUGUAAGAAUAAUAUGCGUACAAGUACAAUAACUUUUCUUUUGGAGAGAUUUAAUGUAUAUAAUAUAUAUGUAUAAUGUACAAUAUCAAGAAUGGUACAUACACAAGAGAUUAACGGCACGACGAGAUAUCCGCAUUAUCGCUUUGAGUUAAUUGAACUACGCGUAGAUUAUUUUUCUUAAGUCGUGCGUUAUUCGCGCGUUAUUAUACUUUGUACAUCAUACAGAAACUCAAAAACGCAUCGCAAUAAUAUUAUUAUAUGUUGCGCGUGAAACCACAAGGAGAGAGUACAUACGACUGUCGGUGUUCUACGAGAAUUAGAAAAUGUUAUGAUUAAUGUUUAUUUCGACAAAUGACAAAAACGCAAUUCAAUGUCUCCACGUGUGCGCGGAAGGACGUCCUUAAGUUGUAAUAUCGUCGAUUACAUUAGUUCGAUGUGCAUAAAAAUCACAAAAUGAUAAAUGAGAAAUUGCGGGUGUAUCGUUGAAGUAGAGGCCGGUUCGACUGUUUUGCUUUACGGGAUUGCGCACGUUAAAUCGUGCGGAGUUACACUGUUCAGCGGUUACACGAGUUUUGAUUGCCAAUUAGUGUAAUUACUCAAUAAUUACGAAGUCAACUAUGUACGUAACUGUAUAAAAAAAGCAACCUGUAAAAGUUGAAUUUACUUUCCCGUCUAGCGAGUUGAUUUUCCAAACUACUACUGUAUUUACUACUGUUCUAAUUUCAAGAAGUCUAUACAAGAAUUAGGUUUAGCACGAAUCGCGAACUUUCCUGAUUCAGCAUUCCUGUUUUUAUUGCAUAUCGUUCAUUUAUAACUGACAAUAUUUUUUGUUCUCGUGGAAAAUUUUUUCUCAAACUCGAGAUACCGCGAAUCGAUUCUUAUCAAAUUUUGGAAGAUGUUUCAAAAGCAAUUAGUAACGAUAUUUUAGAAGAUUUAAGCGUUAAUAUAAAAAUAAACUGUCCGCUUAAAUAACGAAAAUAUAUAUACAAUUUGCAUAUCUGUUCUUAAAAAAAGGCAUGUUUUAAAAAUCGAAAAUUUUUCGACGAUUUUUAGAAAAAUCUUUCCACUAUACUGAUACUGCAGCUAUUUAGAAAUUAAUUGCAUAUAAAGAACGUAAAUUUAAGAUGUAUAACUGCAACUUUUGUAGAUGCGAUGAACAAUUAUACUUCAUUCACAAGAGCUGUAACUGUAUCAGACGCAAAUUUCUGUCGCAUUUGUGCUACGAAAAUUUUCGCUCUUUUUUACUCUCAUAAUGAUGCGAAACAAACCCUGUAAAGACAGUGAAUUUAAAAAAAUACGAAAGUGUGUCCAAGCCUUAGGUAGAAAAACCAAGAAGUUUUAUUUUUCUACAUGAAACGAAAGAAUAAAAAAACUGAACGUCUUCACUGGCAUUCGUUAAUAUAGUAAAGUCGAAGAAUCUAUUUUUUACAGUUUAUUACCUAGUAUUUUGUUCGUUGACUAUAUAGACGUGGUUAAUGAUGAAAUUCGUAAUCUCAAGUGCAUAAUACGCAGUUUUCUGGUAACCAAUGAACACUAUAAUAAUGUACCUUGUGAUUCAUUAGAGUCGCAUCACUUUUUCAAACGUAUUUUUAACCACGUGGUAAUAUCUUUUAGUCAAUACGAAAAUAAUGAAAAAAAGCAAAGAAAUUGUCCUAUUUUAUCUCACAAAUAUUUUUGUAAAACUGAGUAGCAGAGAAAUAAAAAAAAAAUAAGAAAAGAAACUGUGAGAGACGCUAGAAAAAAAAUCGCCUUCAGGACAUUCCGGUACAAUCGGGCGAAAGCAGAGACGCCUUGUAAAACAGAAUGAUAAAAUAAAGAGUAAAACAGAUGAAUAAGUAACUUUUGACGACACACGUAUAUCUUUCUUGGUGUACCGUGUAUAUUAUAUAAAAAAAA